AUGAUUACUGCCCAGUAUGCAACUUUACAUACCAAAGAUUUGUUCCUACAAGUUCAAAGCAUUAUUAGGGAAUUUAGACCAAAAAGCUGGGUGAUAAGGGAUGACCAGGGCGAACUUCUAACCGAGAUUGACCAGCGACAACCCAACGAGCAGGCAGUUUUGUCAAAGGUCGGAGGACGCGGGAACCAAUUAGGAGCACCCUUCUUGGCUACUUUAGCUAUAUUUCCAGGGGAGAACCGAAUAGUCUAA
This is a messenger RNA of Pieris macdunnoughi, 249 nucleotides long. Lineage: Eukaryota; Metazoa; Arthropoda; Insecta; Lepidoptera; Pieridae. The record is from the annotation of a GenBank genome assembly.